AUGGGAGUAGAACCAAAUUCUGCCAAAACCCCCGAUAAAAACAAGAUGGAAACUGGCAUACCACUUAGAGUGAAGUUCCUUGCUUUCAGUCUAUUGGGCCUAGAGGACUGGGAAUUGGCAAUAACAAGAAUCGGUCCUUUAGUGAUAGUGAAAGCUCAAUCCCAACUGUCGAAUCAAAAGCCUAAACCGUCUAAGGGAAUGACUGAUGGAAGGGAGAGUCAAUUAACAACCUAUCUACGGGAAAGCCUGUUUUCAUGGCACAAAGAAUCUCUUCCUUUCUCUGAAAAACUUGUAUUACUCUGCAAGUUAAAUAAGAUCCGGCAUAAAUGCGUUCCAGAGUCUUUAGGUUUUUCUCUUUCAUUGGUUCUGGAACCUUCGACUUGUGGUUCCACUCUUACUCUUGCAAAAGUUGGAGAAUCCACUGCUAUGGGAAUGGGAUGGAUGUCACUUGCAAGUCUUCAGAAAGGGGCGGUCCUGACCUAUCAGGAAAGGGGAAAGCAACGAGAAUCUUUCUACCUUCACGGGUGA
Vicia faba (fava bean) is the source of this 528-nucleotide messenger RNA. NCBI's taxonomy places the organism in Eukaryota, Viridiplantae, Streptophyta, Magnoliopsida, Fabales, Fabaceae. The record is from the annotation of a GenBank genome assembly.